AAAGAUGGCUGCAACUUCAGUCCAAACCACCUUAACUUAUCCUUUACUUCUAGCUGAUGAGGAGAAACUCACAGCCUCUCAUCCUCCAAACAAAAAUGAAGUAUCUUUCUUUCGAACAUGUCUCAAUGGACUCAAUGCAAUUGCAGGUGUUGGAAUACUUUCAGUUCCAUAUGCUUUAGCCUCCGGAGGGUGGCUAAGUUUAGCACUUUUGUUUUUAAUAGCCGGAGUAACAUUUUACUCCGGUAUAUUAAUGAAAAGAUGCAUGGAAAUAAAUUCAAACAUUAAAACAUAUCCUGAUAUAGGCGAACUUGCUUUCGGAAAAACAGGAAGGUUAAUAGUAUCGAUAUCGAUGUACACUGAGAUCUACUUGCUUUCAAUAGGUUUCUUGAUUUUAGAAGGAGACAAUUUGAGUAAUUUAUUUCCUAUUGAAGAUUUUCAUGUGGCUGGUAUAUCAAUUGGUGCAAAGCAAUUUUUUGUGAUAUUGGUUGCACUAAUUAUUUUGCCAACUGUUUGGUUGGAUAAUUUGAAGUUGCUUUCUUAUGUAUCUGCAAGUGGUGUCUUUGCUUCUGCUAUUAUUAUACUGUCCAUAGCAUGGACUGCAGCAUUUGAUGGAGUUGGUGUUCAUCAAAAGGGUGAUUUGGUAAAUUGGAAUGGGAUUGCAACUGCUGUUAGCUUGUAUGCUUUUUGCUAUAGUGCACAUCCUAUUUUUCCUGUUCUCUAUACUUCCAUGAAGAACAAACAUCAAUUCUCUCAAGUUCUUAUUGUCUGCUUUAUGUUAACAACUGCCGGUUAUGCAUCAAUGGCUAUAAUUGGUUACUUAAUGUUUGGUUCAAAAGUUGAAUCACAAGUAACAUUAAACCUUCCUUUAAACAAAAUAAGUUCAAAAAUAGCAAUAUACACAACCUUGGUAAACCCAAUAUCGAAAUUUGCUUUGAUGGCAAUACCAAUUACAAAUGCUUUGAAAGAGUUACUUCCAACGACAUACAAGAAUAAUCGAAUGACUAACAUCUUUAUGAGUACUGCUCUUGUAAUUAGCAUUGUUGUCAUUACAUUGACUCUUCCAUUUUUUGGAUCCCUCAUGUCAUUGGUUGGAGCAUUUUUAACUGUCACAGCUUCUAUUUUGCUUCCUUGUUUGUGUUUCUUGAAGAUUUCAGACACUUACAUGAAGUUUGGGCUUGAAACAAUUACAAUAAUGGUAAUAAUAUUUGUAGGUUUAGUAAUGGGAAUUUCAGGGACUUACACUUCAAUUGUUGAACUAAUACAAAAUUUGUAAUAGGCAAAGUAUUGUGUAAAAUAUUAAUACAUUAAAAUAAUAUU
Molecule: messenger RNA, 1317 nt
Organism: Vicia villosa (hairy vetch)
Lineage: Eukaryota; Viridiplantae; Streptophyta; Magnoliopsida; Fabales; Fabaceae
Product: amino acid transporter AVT1I-like
Exons: 3
Coding region: 5-1273 (422 amino acids)
Cellular component (GO): plasma membrane
Source: RefSeq, a predicted model, not a curated record